Molecule: messenger RNA, 348 nt
Organism: Mercurialis annua (annual mercury)
Lineage: Eukaryota; Viridiplantae; Streptophyta; Magnoliopsida; Malpighiales; Euphorbiaceae
Product: auxin-induced protein X10A
Exons: 1
Coding region: 1-348 (115 amino acids)
Biological process (GO): response to auxin
Source: RefSeq, a predicted model, not a curated record
AUGGAGCAAAAGAAGAACGGUAUAUUUAAUGCAGCAGUAAGAAUGGUGCAAAAGAGUGUUGUAUCUGGUAAAAGAUCGUCAUCAGAUUCUUACUGUUAUAAUGAAUUUGUCCCAGUUGAUGUUGAAGAAGGACAUCUCGCAAUUAUAGCUACGGAUAGAGAAGAAAGCAGAAGAUUUGUUGUUCCAUUAGGGUUACUGAAUCAUCCUAUUUUCUUGAAUCUUUUGGAAAAAGCAGCUGAAGAAUAUGAUUUUGACUGUGAUGGUAUAGUUACAGUUCCUUGUAAGCCAAGUGAGUUUCAGAAGAUAUUGGCUCAAUGGCAUUCGCAAAUAUGGGGUCUUCGAGUUUAG